This is a messenger RNA of Poeciliopsis prolifica (blackstripe livebearer), 3001 nucleotides long. Its product is annotated as carbohydrate sulfotransferase 5-like. NCBI's taxonomy places the organism in Eukaryota, Metazoa, Chordata, Actinopteri, Cyprinodontiformes, Poeciliidae. Gene Ontology annotation, biological process: sulfur compound metabolic process; N-acetylglucosamine metabolic process. The record is from RefSeq and is a predicted model, not a curated record. Bases 127 to 1269 code for a protein of 380 amino acids. Gene Ontology annotation, molecular function: N-acetylglucosamine 6-O-sulfotransferase activity. The transcript is spliced from 2 exons.
GCCUCUCCCAGUUGAACCAGUGUGACCGAAGACAUCAGAGAAGAAAUACGUCUGUGCACCACAAAGGACAAAAGAAGGCUGAUAUGGACUUCACACUUUGAAGCCUAAAGUACCAUAAAGUUCACAAUGAUUCUCCGUUGCAGAUUCAGCACCUUAAUUCUCCUGGGCGUCCUGCAGGGGGCAGCAGUGGUGCUGUUCUACGACAGGUUCUGGUGCGCCGGGAUCCGCCCCCAUCUCUCCCCUCCCCCGGAAGGCCGCAAGGUCCACGUUCUGCUGCUGUCGUCGUGGAGAUCUGGCUCGUCCUUCCUGGGCCAGGUGUUCAGUCAGCAUCCGUCUGUUUUCUACCUCAUGGAGCCUGCGUGGCACAUAUGGGCUGGAAAUCACAGAUCCGGUGCAAAGAGUCUCCGGGUGCCUGUGAGGGACAUGCUGCGGGGUUUGUACAAGUGCGACUUCUCGCUGAUCAGAGGCUACCUGCCAGGAAACCCUCAUCUGUCCUCCCUUUUCAUGUGGACGCGGAGUCGGGCGCUGUGCUCGCCGCCGCUCUGCCCCGUCCGGUCAGCCAAUGAGAGUCAGUGCAAGCAGGCGUGUCACUUUGCGAGCCUGGACAGGGUGCGGGACGCCUGCGCCACGUACACUCAUGUGGUUUUAAAAGAAACCCGCUUCUUUGAGAUGGAGUCCCUUUAUCCCCUUCUGCAGGACCCCGACCUGGACCUCCGGGUGGUCCAUCUGGUCCGGGACCCUCGGGCCGUGAUGCGGUCCAGAGAGGAGUCGGCCUACCUCCUCGACGGGGACAGCGCGAAGGUUCUGGAGCACAGGAACGUGUCCGCGGCCGACAGGCAGUACGAAGUCAUGCGUGAAAUCUGCCGCAGUCACCUGGAGAUUUAUGAGAGGGGGGUCUUCGACCCGCCUCCGAUUCUGGAGGGUCGCUACAAACUGGUCCGCUACGAAGACGUGGCACGAAACCCACUGACAGAGUUGAAUAAUAUUUACGAGUUCGCAGGUUUGAAGAUGACCUCCGAGGUGGAGGAAUGGGUCCAAAGGAUGACGCAUGGACCGGGGAAAGGCGGUGAGAACGAAGCUUUCCGAGUCACUUCCAGGGACGCAGCCGAAGUGUCGCAGGCUUGGCGCACCGUGCUGAAGCACAGCAAGGUCCGGCGCGUUCAGGAGCUGUGCAAAGGCGCCAUGUUGCUGCUCGGCUACAGGAUGGUAAACCGCGAAGAAGAACAGACGAAACUCGAUAUCGACCUGUUAUACCCUGGGCUCCCAUAAAGAGUUCAGCUUCCAAGUUGGACCAAAAACAAUGUAGGGGGGCAGCGCCGAUUUAUUGGUGCCGAUUUCCUUGGCGAUCGGCUGAUUUUUACAUGUAAAGGCGAUGUUAUCCGCUGAUGCUAUUAACCUCGGCAAAGGUCUAAAAAUCAACCGCUGUGCUUUUCUUUUCUCCCUUGAGAGAGGUUUCACUGACCCUAACCCUGACCCUGACCCCUACUGGCCAACCAGGUCAUGUCUGCACACUUACAAUUAACAAUAGUCACCCAAAAGAACAAUCUGGACAAAUCACUACUGCAGAAUUACAGUCUGAUCUCCAACCUCCCAUUCAUCAGCAAAGUUAUUGAAAAAACUGUGUGUAAACAAUUAAAUAGUUUCCUCAUGAUGACCAACUGCUUUGACUCUGUCCAAUCUGGUUGUUGUGCUCACCACAGCACUGAGACUGCCCUCGUAAAAGUAUUCAAUGAUAUCCAUAUAAAUACGGACUGUGGGAGAACCACAGUGCUGGUUCUGUUGGACCUCAGUGCAGCUUUUGACAUAUUACUGAAUCGACUGGAGAGUUGGGUUGGAUUCUCCAGGUCAACUGGCUUGAAUCUUACAUAAAGAACAGGAAUUUCUUUGUUUCAAUUGGAAACUUCUCAUCAAAGAGGUCAAAGGUCACAUGUGGAGUACCCCAAGGUUCAAUCUUAGGACCCCCCUUAUUCAAUAUUUAUAUUCUCCAAUAUAUUUAUAUGAUCCAGAACGCCGCUGCUCAUGUUCUCACCAGAACCAGGAAGAUAGAGCACAUAACACCAGUUUUAAAGUCCCUCCACUGGCUCGCUGUAGCUCAAAGAAUUGACUUUAAAACCACUGAACGGCUACAGUGAAUGUUGUUGUAUCAACCUUCCUGACCUCUCAGGUCUUCUGGUUCUGGUCUGCUCUGCAUCCCCAGAACCAGAACCAAAAGAGGAGAAACAGCAUUCAGCAUCUAUGCACCAAAAAUUUGGAACAAACUUCCAGAAAACUGUAAAACAGCUGAAACACUGACUUCCUUUAAAUCUCAAAUAAAAAUGCAACUGUUCAGAAUUGCAUUUGAAACGUAAUCAAUUAAAAAUGUAAUGAUGGAACUUGACUUAAUGUAUUGUUUAUUCUAUGUUGCAUGGCUUUGUGUUUAUGAUGUAAAGCACUUUGAAAUGCCUUGCUCCUGAAAUGUACUAUACAUAUAAAGUUUGAUUGAUUCUUUCUUUUUGUUCCAGUCGUCAUGUGGACAGAAAUGUUUCUCUAUAACUGUCAUGAUAGGGUUUAGACUUCUUGCCCACAUGCAGAACACCACAGGAGAAGAAAGUUAGUUUUAGAUAUUUAUUACAAUAAUAAUGCAUCCUUCGGGAGGUUCAAAGAAACAACUCGGAAGUGUGCACCAUGUGAUGAUAUCACUCAGGUGUCGACGUGUUGGCAGCCAGAUCCCUACAUCCUCCAGAUGAUGAUGAGUAAACACAGACAGGUGCGCCGAAUGACGAGCACGCCCCUCCAGGUAAGUGUCUCUGGCGUCAUCUUGUGGCCAAUGUGGCGACCGGCAGCAGGAUCAAAACAAACAAAGACAAGAACCUCCCAGAACCUGACAAUAACGACACAUUUACAUGGAAAACUCGUGCGUAUCAAUGUGUCAAUUUUAAUCAGAAAAAGAAAAGUCAGAAGAAUUUAUUCAUUUUAACCCAUGAAGUCAUCGCAACAUUCACUAACAAUAUUUUAACCAACU